Chelonus insularis is the source of this 1774-nucleotide messenger RNA. It is a transcript of the gene otp, whose product is annotated as orthopedia. The transcript is spliced from 6 exons. The record is from RefSeq and is a predicted model, not a curated record. Gene Ontology annotation, molecular function: DNA-binding transcription factor activity, RNA polymerase II-specific; DNA binding. Gene Ontology annotation, biological process: neuron differentiation; regulation of DNA-templated transcription. NCBI's taxonomy places the organism in Eukaryota, Metazoa, Arthropoda, Insecta, Hymenoptera, Braconidae. Bases 471 to 1526 code for a protein of 351 amino acids.
UGUCAAUAAAAAUGUAUUUAAAUAAGUAUAAAUGUUUAUAAAGGGCGCAUUAAGUUUAUCUACGCUCCUGAAAGAGCGUCGAAGUCAAAGGAUAGCUGCGAUUUAAUAUCACGCCCACGAGGAAGCACAUUUGGGGGUAUAUAGAAGGGAGAAUGUGUGAGUUUGCGUGAGUUUGAGUGAGAGAGAAAAGCCGUGCGCUAGUAGGUAGUCCACGGAGUGAGUCAGACAGAGCGCGAGGGUGUAAGGGACAAGGAAAACACUAAGAGAAGUGGGGAGUUUGGAUAUGGCAGCCGAACAGUUUGCUGUUUGCUUCCCAAAGGUUCGGGCCGCUUGUUCAACGUGUCGACUAUAUCGGGGCCUCGAUUUCUUCGAAUCCCGAUUUUGUUUCUCGCGGUUAUUGUUGAUAUUAAAGUGUUACGAUUGAACGAAGAUUGUCGCGGGGUGUGCAGGAGUAUUGCUCCUGGGGAGGGAUGCUCAACAAUAUUUCUGCUGGAGCUUCCAUUCAUGGCAUUACCGGAGCAAAAGAUCUUCAUGCGCAGGAGCUGAAACACGAAAAAUUGGACGGUGUCCUGGGGGCGAACCUGGGUGGAGGUCUGUCUGCUGGUGGAGGGCUUACGCUUCAUCAAGAAUUAAUAAUGGGCAUGCCUGGAGCAGGAAGUGCAGCAGCGAUCGGCCAGGGUGACGAUAAGCCAGCAAAGCAGAAAAGACAUCGAACAAGAUUCACACCUGCACAAUUAAAUGAGUUAGAAAGAUGUUUCGGUAAAACUCACUAUCCUGACAUUUUCCUAAGAGAAGAAAUAGCCAUGAGGAUCGGAUUGACUGAGAGUAGAGUUCAGGUCUGGUUCCAAAACCGUCGAGCAAAAUGGAAAAAACGUAAGAAGACAACGAACGUGUUCAGAACACCAGGAGCUCUGCUACCGUCCCAUGGACUUCCGCCUUUCGGGGCGAUGGGUUCAGAUCUUUGUGGAGCUGCUGGAAUGUUUCAUGCGCCUGCCGAUCGAUGGGGAAUGGGUCCAGGAUUAGGUCAACUGAGUCAAGGAAGCAUGGGAAUGGCAAGUUUUGGGCAAAGUUUAGGCCAGUUAAGUCAGCAGACUUCAGGAAGUCUUGGUUCUAGUCUGGGUCUUGGUAACUCUGGUCUGCCAAUCAGUAGUCCAUCUCAAACAGUUUACCAAGCAAGUUAUGGACUUAAUUCACUUGGUGGAAUUCACGUGACGGCGUCCCGCGGCUCUCCACCAGGUGCUUCGUCGACGGGCGGUGGCCAGGGUGGAGGAGGUUUAGGGGGUAGUGGAAUGAAUUGCGGACAGGGCUCGCCGGGUGCUGCGUCCGGUAGUGGUGGUGCCGUUUCCUGCGUUGGUAGUGCGGAUGGGAGUGCCGGAGAAGCUACGGAUUGGAGAGGUGCGCACAGCAUCGCGGCGCUUAGGCGUCGUGCUUCCGACGCCUCCCAGCAAUACAGUCCUCAGCCACCUCCACCCUCUGGCCCACCACAAUACUCAUCCCAUGAUCUCGAAUACAGUUCAGUGUACUGAGAAUAAAAUCCACAAGACUUGCAGGAGCUGUAGGAAGGCUACUCUAAAUUUAUUCUGGAGUUUGCCAAGAGUUAUGCAAACUUACUAAGGAAAAAUAGACACGACUUAUUUGCACUAUGACUGAAUGUUUUGUUUCAAUUCAAAGUCUACAGUCGGUAAUUUAUUUUUAUUUUAUUUUUGUUUAAUUAAUUUUUUCUUCUCUUCGGUUGGAAAUUUUUAUUUUCCUUUUUUAUGCCGAUUUUUAUUUA